Messenger RNA from Paramecium sonneborni, 939 nucleotides. Lineage: Eukaryota; Ciliophora; Oligohymenophorea; Peniculida; Parameciidae. The record is from the annotation of a GenBank genome assembly.
UUAUCUCUAACUUGCUUUUAGAGUACUCAAACUUUAUAUAAAUAAUGAAGGAAGAAGACAAUAAUAUCAAAUAAGUAACCUAAUCUAACAAAAGUAAUCUUAGGAAGAAAACCAAUUUUUUAUACCACACUUUAUGAUACCAAUAAACUACACUCCGAUUCCAAACGAAAUAGAGAAUUAUAAAAUGGCGAUUCAUCAUUUAACUGAGGAAAAUCACUUUUUGAGAAAACAACUCCAAAACAAUUAAGUUUCAGACAUUCUCUCUUUGAAUGUAGAAUAACUAAAGGAUGAAGUAUUCAAAAUGAUUGACUAUCUGAUGAAAAAUCUCAAUUAUCUUCCAAAAGAAUAAAUCUUCGCAUACAGAAAAACUAUUCGAUUAUGCACAUAAAGAAGUGCGCUUAAAAGAAUCUAUUUCCUUAUAUUUACAAGAUAUUUAUCAGUAAAUUUGCAUUCAAUCUAUAGGCUGAAAAAACCAAAGAAGAAAUGAUAAAAUUCAUUAUUCGCAAAAGUGUGAAGUAUUAGAAGUCCACUAGUACCAUAUAGAAACACGAAAUGAAGAAAAUGAAUAAUGCAUUCGUUUAGCAAUUAUUUCUAUCAACUCAAUAUCAAUAACAUUACUCAAAUUUUCUAAGUAAGAAUAUUGUAUUCCAUCAAACUUAGGUUAAUACUUAUAGCUAGCACUUGAUGAAAACAAACACAAAAUUCAAAAAUAUGUGAAUUUUAUUGUGGAAUCCAUUUAAAAUGGCUAAAUUGAUGUAUUAUUUUAUUAAAUUUUAUUAGGAUGUAUUAAAUUAUAAAAGAUUUCCGUGGUUGAAUGAGUGGAUACAAUAAUCUGUUUAGAUUGCUAAAGAUCUUUAAUUUACUAGCAAUUCCAAAUGUUUAGAAAACAAAAAAAAAAUUAAACUCUGAUUAAGUACUUAAUUGGAUAUAAUAAUGAAG